Messenger RNA from Paramecium sonneborni, 1238 nucleotides. Lineage: Eukaryota; Ciliophora; Oligohymenophorea; Peniculida; Parameciidae. The record is from the annotation of a GenBank genome assembly.
AUGUCAGACAAAGAGAAUAUAGAUAUUACAAAUCUAAGUGAAGGAAAGAUAGAGAAAUAUAUCUAAUAAUUAGAAAGCUCUAUUCUAUAGAGAACUACUCUAUAUGGUUUUGAUGAUUUAACAGUAAGCGAUUCUAAUUAACGUAAUUUUUAGAUGAUGAAAUACAAUCAAACAUUAUGCAAAUUAUUAAAUCAACAAGGACUUUUAGCUUUAUAAAAAUCAAAUUUUGAAUAAUGCAUUGAAUAUUUAAAAAAAGCAGAAGUUACUACAAUUUAUGUACCAGAAUUAAAGGUUUCAUUUAACGAUAACAUAGGUUCAAACUUUUAAUAAUUUGGCAUGUUAUUAUAGAAAGAUGGGUAAAAGCAGAACAGCUCUUUAAUAUUUACAAUAAGCAUUAUAAAUAGAAUUACAGUAAUGAUUAUAACUUUUAAUUUAGAUAAAAAUAAUCAACUUCACUUCCAGACAUUUACCUUAAUCUAUGUGCAGUUCUUUCUUAAUUAGAAAGACAUGACGAAGCUAUUCAACACAUAUACUUAUCUAUCAUUAUGUUAUAACAUUAAUUACUUGUUUAAUCAUUACAAAAACAAGAAAUAAAAUAAGAUUAAGAACCAAGUAUUUUUUCUAUUUUUAUUUUAGGUUUUCCAUCUAGAUAAUCAAGUGUUUAAUUUGUAAAUUCUGUUAAAUCUAAUUGUAAUGAAAAUAAGAAAAUUUAAGAAAGAAUGUCUAUUUUAGUUGUUGCAUAUCAUAAUUUAGGAGUUGAAAUGGAACAUUUAAAAUUGUAAUUUGAAUCCAAAAAAAUAUUUUAAUCAGCAUUAUAAUUAUCAGAAUAAUGUCUUCCUUAAGAUCAUCAUUUAAGACAUACUUUAGAAGAAAUUAUCAAAAAAUACAAUAAUAUAUUAUAAUAAUAAGAAGGAAAUGAUUAAUUUGCACUCAAACCACUCUUACCUAAAGUUCAUCAUAAAAAUACAGAACUUAAAUAAAUAUAUAAAAGUGUAUCACCAAAAUAAAUAUAAAGAAAGAAUACUUAAUUUUAACAUUAGAAAGUCAAUCCUAAUAAAAAUAUCAACUUUAUGAAAAAGAAUUCACUAAGUGAAACAUAUAGAGUUGAAAGAGAUAGAAUUAUGAGUAUUAAUGCAACCACGGAAGUCAUUAAUAAAAGUUAAGAAAACAAAGACAUUAACAAUCUUCCUUAUUUAAAAACAGUUUUAGAUUCUGUUAAUUAAACAACUAUGUUUUGA